AUGCCCAGUAACAACGAUUACUACGGCAACCAGGAUCGUGACCAUCGUGACCGAGGCCGGGGCCGAGAUCGUAACCAAAGCUCCGAUAAUAGGCAAGGUGGUAGCGAUCGCUCUCGUAGCCGCUCAGUUGGUCAUCGAAGUGACCCUUACGAUGGUGGUCGAGGACGAGGCUCGUCUUUACCACAGAGAGGAAGAGACUACGAUCGCCGGAUGAUGGAUACUCACAGACAAGGCCAGCUCCGGCGACACUCUGGUGGAAGCCCCUACGGUCCUCAAGGCAAUGACCCCCCAAGCGGCUCCUCACAAGGCCACCACCACAACCACCGCCGUGAUGUCGAUUUCAACCAUGGUCGAAGAUCGCAACGUGACCGUGAGCCUUACGAAGAGCGAAGAAACUUUAGACGAGAACCACCUCGUGGAGGAAGAUAUAACGGUGGCAGAGGUGGUGGUAGAGGUAGUUGGGGCGGUCGAGGACAAGGUCCAGACCUCUCUGGCAUACAAGCUUGCACCACCAAUAUACUCAAAGCUGAGGUCACUGAAGGUUUCCACUUCUAUGAGUACUCUAUCCACGCAGAGGACUCAAGUGGUGAAAUAGUUGACUCUCCCAGGCGCCGUAGAUUCCUCUUCAAUGUCGGUUUCUGGGAAAAUCUCUUGAAGGAUCUGCCGAAAAAGCAAAAGGAUGAUUUUCGUAAAGUUGUAUUCUUCAACGGUUCGACAUUCUAUUCCGGAAGACCAAUUCCUGGUUUAGAGGAUUCAAGCUUCCCUAAAACUCUGGACUUGGGAGACAGAGGCGAAGGCGACAUCAUGCAGGUCAUCCGUGUCAGGAAACUUUUGGCACCAGCCGAAGUCCAAGUGACAAGGCCUGAACAGAAUCAGAAUAAAGUUAUUUUUGACCGUCGAAUUGCAGAUGGAACAAAGUCGUUCCCAGAUUACAAGGCCACGUUGCAAUUCUGUCAACAGCAUGACAAAACGCCUGCCUAUGUUCCAAGUGAUGGUACACCAGCAACACUUGAAGAGUUUUCUGCCUUUGUCAACAGUGCGCUAAAGAGUGCGCUUGGAGAAAAACUUUCCAGGUGGGGCCGUGAUCUGAUCGAUCCAAACAAGGUGACAAAGCAUGGAAGCGUCGGGGUGUCAGUCUAUGAAGCCUAUCGGUGCGAAUUCGGCGUUUUGAAGAAAUCGGACGACGAGGAAACUACAAAGAUUGUCUCUAAAGAGAUAAAGGUACUAGAAGAGCAGAGGAUUGCUACUGAUCCCAAGGUUGUUCUCAGUGAGAGCAGUGUGCUCAACGGCAAGGCACGAGGAGUGCUGGCACUUACGAUUGAUCUUGGGGCCAAGGUUAUUCGCGAUAAAAGUGUGCUCGACGAAUUGGUUGGAAAUAGAGAUCCACAUUCUUGGAAUCCAAGUGACAAAGAAAAGGAACAAGCCAAGAAGAACUGGAUUGGUCAAACUGUAAUCACCAAGCACGACAAGAGGUGCUACAUGGUUGAGGGUCUCGAUUUCGACAAUAGCGCUGAAAGCUUGGCAAUCGAAAAUCUAGGUAUAAACCACGCCGAAUACUUUCAGCAACGAAAGGGCAGGAGGCUCGUUUUUCCAAAAUUCAAGCCAAUGGUUAGGGUGCUGGGUCGUCGAGACGAGGUGAUUCAUCUCCCAGCAGAGUUGGUCUGUGGGAAUGAACUGGAUACAGAUAUAAAGAGAAAGCUACCCAUGAUUGCCAACUUCCCACCUGAUGUCAGGAAUGAAGCAAUAAAAAUGGUUCGAGGAUUCCUGGUGCCGGGAGGAACGGGUAAACAAGGCAUCCUUCCGGGCUUGGGAAUCCAAAUCACAGGUGAUAGAUUCACUUCCAGAGCUACUGUGCUUCCGCUUCCAAUGGUUGUGGCUGCUGGGGUCCGAAUUCCCGAAGACAAGAAAAAUAUGUGGGCUCCUACAUUGAACAAGUGCAACUACAGGUUUAACCCAAGUGAACCUAAUACCUUGAAAGUCGUGUUGGUCCAUUACGAAGAACUGACAGAAAGAUCUGCGAAGAAAGUUUACUUUCAGAUUCGUCAGACUGUGAACAAGUUGAACGCUUUCUAUCGUUUGAGCGAUGAACCAUAUCUUUUCCCUGCAGGGCAAGGGAGCUUGCAUUCGAAGGCCGUGGAGGAAUGUUUCAGGCAGGGGGCGUCGUCUCUCCCUAAGGAGAACGUGUUUGUCAUUGAUUUUUGCAGACCAGGGGGCUCCACCGACCCUGCAUAUUCAACCAUCAAGUAUAUGCUUACCCGCCAUGGCUACAUUUCUCAAUUUGUCAACUUUAGUAACUGUGCGCAUGAUAACCCUGGUAACGAAAAAGUAGCUAAACGGAGCAGAGACAUAAUUAAUGGAGUAGGAAGGCAGAUUCUCAGCAAGGCUGGUGCUCGACUAUGGUGGGUCCAAAUCCCGCAAGGACUACCAACUCCUUCAGUCUUUGUCGGCGUUGAUGUUUUUCAUGCGCCAAAAGAGUAUGAUCCCGAGCUGAAAAAACGAGUCCGCAAACGAUCUUGUGCUGCGAUCAUUGUCCAAGUUUUUCGCCGAGAUGGAUCAAAUAGACCAACUGUCGAGCUCUAUUCUGAGACUGUGGCCCGUAAAGCUGGAAUAGAGUAUGAUCUUGAAAGUAGCUUGAACGGAGCAGUGAAGACUGCAUUGAAAGAAUUGAAUGUCAAUCCCAUGUCGUGUGUCGUGUGGCGAGAUGGAAUUGGAGAUUCAGCUUUUGAGUCGGAAGCUUCGAAAGAGAUUGAAGGAGUGGAGAAAGCUUUGAGCGAAAUUUCUCUGAACGAAUCCACGAAAACUCCAAUGGCGUAUGUUGUGUGCCAGAAACAGAUCAAAACGAAGCUGUUCGCGGCAGGGGUGAAUGGAGAGCCAGAUGGCAAAUAUGCAGCUCCUCCGGGCACUUUGGUACAAGGAAUUCAAGGUCUACAGCACGACACGUUUUACAUCAAUGGAAGGGCACCCCCACGGAGCACCCCUAGGCCUGUGCGCUAUGUCGUCAUUCGACAAGAUGAGGAACUCCAAGGAGUCUCGCUUCCUGAGUUGACAUGGAACAUGUGCCAUGAUUAUCCAAAUUGGACUGGCCCUAUCAAGGUGCCUAGCGUUUGCAUGAUGGCCCACAAACUCGCCGAGUUGGCUGGAAAUAUGUCAGAUAGCGGAGCAAGCAUGGACAACAAAGGUCUCAAAAACCGAGUUCAUUUCUUGUAG
Messenger RNA from Cylindrotheca closterium, 3207 nucleotides. Lineage: Eukaryota; Bacillariophyta; Bacillariophyceae; Bacillariales; Bacillariaceae. The record is from the annotation of a GenBank genome assembly.